ACUACUCCUCUCCUUGUUACGCUUUCCCCAUCCUAGUUCUGCAAGCUGUUUACCUCUCUCAAUUCAUCCCUUACAUUUCUGUUUCUUUUGUUGCGACUCGUUGCUUUUCACAGCAAGCGUUCGUAGUCCUUCAUUGUUUGUUGUGGCGAGCUGCUCUGAAUAGCUCUUCACAUCUUGACAUUUUGUGGAUUUACAUCUCCAUUUGACAACCCAACAAGCAUCAUAGCGAAAUGGGAUCGAUCGUAUCAGUAUCUUCAAUUCCCACCAUACUUCCCGUGUCCGGGCAGGUUCUGAUUCCUAGCCAGUGCCCAUCAGCGCAGAGGCGACAUCGUGUCCAUCGCUCGAACUCACUUACUCACGAGAAGCCACUUCGUAUCCAUCACAAGAAAUUUGCGGAGAUAUGUCGAAAUGACCAAGAAAAGACAACGUUUUCGCGAUCUUGUUCAGAUCAUGUGCUUUGUCAGCGCAAGGAUCGACUGGAAGUUGAGACUCCCGGCAAGGUUAUGGCCAAGCCUUCUAACAGGCUCAAAUGCCCAAGGGCUUGACUUCAGCAGUCAUGGGAUACAGGUUGUAGAGGUUGUACAUUAUGUCUGUAAAAUGUCGCGAAGUAAUAAACCCUAACAUGACUAUAGA
Messenger RNA from Guillardia theta CCMP2712, 633 nucleotides. RefSeq lists its product as hypothetical. The transcript has a single exon. The record is from RefSeq and is a predicted model, not a curated record. NCBI's taxonomy places the organism in Eukaryota, Cryptophyceae, Pyrenomonadales, Geminigeraceae. The coding region runs from base 231 to 545 and encodes 104 amino acids.